AUGGCGCAAGUUCCACCGAAUAAGCUCUCGGAAUUGCGCGCGAUUAUCGACGGUGUACCAGCCAACGACAAGUACACGUACAUAAAAAAGAAGCUCAUUGAACAUUUCGCCGACAGCCAACAAAAACGGCUACAGCGUGUGCUCUCGGAUAUGCCGUUGGGAGACAUGAAGCCUAGCCAACUGUUCAAUGAAAUGCGGCGCGUAGCUGGAUCCUCGCUUGGUGAUGCUGUGUUGCUUGACUUGUGGGCCUCGAGAUUGCCGCCCCACGCACAAGCGGCUGUAAUUGCAUCGAGAGGGGAUGCUGCUGAUAAAACGACGAUCGCUGAUGCCAUUGUCGAAUCGAUGGGUCUACGAAACAUAAACUCCGUCGCUCUGCAAGUGCCGCAGACAGCAGCUCGUGCUCCAGAAAAACCACCACAACCCUCCAUCGAAGCCCUUCAACGAGAAAUUGCACAGCUAUCAAGUAAGUUGGAGAAGGCGCUUUCCACUCGCGAUGGGUUUCGCGGGCGUUCUCGUUCGCGGAGUCGCAGAAAGACAACGUUUUCCCGCCGCGACAAAACGCCAGCCGACGAAAUCUGCUGGUAUCAUCGUGUCUACGGCGAUGCUGCUCGACGAUGCCGUACGCCAUGCCGUUUCAACAAAGCGGCGCCAUCCAGUGGAAACAAUCAAUGA
This is a messenger RNA of Aedes albopictus (Asian tiger mosquito), 672 nucleotides long. RefSeq lists its product as uncharacterized. NCBI's taxonomy places the organism in Eukaryota, Metazoa, Arthropoda, Insecta, Diptera, Culicidae. The coding region runs from base 1 to 672 and encodes 223 amino acids. The record is from RefSeq and is a predicted model, not a curated record. The transcript has a single exon.